This is a messenger RNA of Equus caballus (horse), 1882 nucleotides long. It is a transcript of the gene TRIML1, whose product is annotated as tripartite motif family like 1. NCBI's taxonomy places the organism in Eukaryota, Metazoa, Chordata, Mammalia, Perissodactyla, Equidae. The record is from RefSeq and is a predicted model, not a curated record. Gene Ontology annotation, molecular function: ubiquitin protein ligase activity; protein binding. Gene Ontology annotation, cellular component: cytoplasm. Gene Ontology annotation, biological process: protein ubiquitination; regulation of gene expression; innate immune response.
AGUAAGAGUUUCUUGUAUUAACAACACAGCAACUGAUCGCCCGCUUAUUACUCAAAACAGUAGAACUGUAGGGAGGACUUUUCUAGUCCCAGAAUAGAGGCGUGACCUUGCCCUGAUGUCUUUAUAUGAGAAAACAUCUACAGCAGAUUUGAUGGAGAAUCUCAGGGAAGAACUGACCUGUUUCAUCUGCCUGGACUAUUUCACCAACCCAGUGACCACUGAGUGUGGGCACAGCUUUUGUCUGAUGUGUCUCCUGAAGAGCUGGGAGGAAUAUAACACUACUUUGUCUUGUCCUGAGUGCUGGAGGACCUUGGAGACCCCUCAUUUCCAGCCCAAUGAGCGUUUGGGGAGGCUGGCUGGCAUUGGCAAGCAACUCAGAUCCCAGGUGCUGCAGAGUGAGGACGAUCAAGGCAGCUAUGGGAAGAUGCUGGCGGCCGCCAAGGUGUUCUCUGUUGAGAAGCAGGGUGUAAACGCUUCCUCAACCCAUUGCCAUGGAAUAAACAGGGUCUAUGUCUCGAGUGAGGCUGAGGAGCAUCACAGAGAGAAGCUCCAGGAAAUCCUAACUCUUUUGCGUAAAAAGAAGAAGGAAACUCAGAUUAUAUUAACGCAUGAGAAGGAGAGAGUGAUAUUGUGUAAGGAAGAGACAAAGACCUGUAAACAGGUUGUUGUGUCGGAAUAUGUAAAAAUGCACCAGUUCCUGAAGGAGGAAGAGCAUCUGCAGCUCCAGUUACUGGAAAAGGAGGAAAGAGGGAACAUGAAGAAACUGAGGGACAAUGAGAUCCAACUGACCCAGCAACUCAGAAGCCUAAGCAAAAUGAUCCAACGCAUAGAGUCUGUGUGUCAGAACCCCAUUAUAGAAUCUUUUGAGGAUGUGAGGGGCACACUGGAAAGGAGUGAGCCACUCUUGCUUCAGUGUCCAGAGGCCACCAUCACAGAGCUGAGUCUGUGCCGCAUCACUGGAAUGAGGGAGAUGCUAAGAAAAUUCAGCACAGAUAUAACUCUGGAUCCAGACACAGCCAAUGCCUAUCUUGUCCUAUCUGAAGAUCUGAAAAGUGUGAGACAUGGAGGAACCCGACAGCUGUUACCCGACAACCCGGAAAGAUUCGACAAGUCUGCAACUGUGUUGGGGGCUCAGAUCUUCACAUGUGGGAGACAUUAUUGGGAGGUGGAAGUGGGAAACAAGACUGAAUGGGAAGUGGGCAUCUGCAAGGACUCAGUGAGCAGAAAAGGCAAUCUCCCAAAGCCAGCUGGCGACCUCUUCUCACUUAUAGGCUUAAAAAUUGGAGAUGAUUAUAGUCUUUGGGUCUCAUCACCUUUAAAAGGUCAACAUAUCAGAGAGCCUGUGCACAAAGUUGGUGUUUUCUUGGACUAUGAAUCUGGACAUAUAGCAUUCUACAAUGUGAUGGACGAAUCCCUCAUCUACAGCUUCCCUUCAGCCUCUUUCCAAGAGGCUCUCAGGCCUAUAUUUUCCCCUUGCCUCCCAAAUGAAGGGACGAACACAGGCCCUCUUACCAUCUGCUCACUAAAUAGCCAUGUCUGAGGGAGAUGUCCCCAAGCCUUUACUGAGGAUGAGGUCUGAGACCAACAGAUGACUAUUAAUUAAGAUGAUUAAUGCAUUGACAGUAUUAACAUCAGGUGAUCUGAAAAAAAAGCACCCCCCAAAGAGUUUCCAUUAACUUGAGCCAGCAAUCAACAGCCAUAUUGAACAAUCAACUUCUAACACCCAGAGGAGAAAGCUGAUCAUAUCCUCUGUCUUCAAUCAAAUUUAUUAUCUAGAUUGCCCCAUGUAUGUGCUGGUCACUAAAAACAUAGUGAUAGGACUAGCCCCUGUUAUCCUGAAACCCACUGUUAUAAGCCAGUUUUAUAAAUAUAUGUCAUUUUU